CGUGCUCUAAACUUUGCUACAACCGGAACUUGUUCAAUCAUAGCCAUUAAUUAACAACAAAUUAACCUCCAAAGUGUGACUGAAUUAACAACCUUGGCGUUUUCCUUCCACGUUUCAGGAACGGUUAUCGUAGAUAAAGACGAGACUAGUGAAGAAAUACCCAACAUCAUGUCCUCCAAGCAUUUGGCCAAAGGGUCAGUAGAACCCGCUAGAAAGGAAGGGCUCCUGCGCCUCUAUUCCAUGCAGUUUUGCCCAUACGCUCAGAGAUCCAGGCUGGUGCUGAGAGCCAAGGGGAUUCCGCAUGAUAUAGUCAAUAUCAAUCUCAUCCAGAAGCCGGAAUGGUAUUUUAAAAUACACCCAGAAGGAAAAGUGCCGGCGCUGCUCGAUGGAGACAAGGUGAUAGUUGAAAGCCUGGACAUUGGCGACUAUCUGGACGAAAAAUACCCGCAGACCCCCUUGUAUCCAGCCGAGCCAGCAUUGAAAGCCAAAGACAAAGAAAUUAUCCAGAAAAUCGGCCCAGCCACCACAGUAUUUUCAAAAUGCCUUUUCGGCAGCGAGGAAAGGUCAGCAGAGGAAUGGGUCAAGGCUCUUAUUGAGGCGUUGCAGCCUUUGGAGGACGAAUUGGCCACCCGAGGAACCACAGUGUUUGGAGGCGAUAAACCAAACAUGAUUGAUUACGCGCUGUGGCCAUGGGGUGAACGAGCGGGCGCCAUCGCCAUCAAAUUAGGGGCGAAACUGUCUCUAGGAGAUGGGCAAAUCCCUUUGUUGCGCAAAUGGAGAAAGGCGAUGCGUGAAGACCCAGUGGCUGCCGAGUUGUAUCAUGGUCCAGAAGUGUUUUGGAAAGUUGCCCAAUUCAAGCUGAAGAAUGUUGAGCCUGAUUAUGAUUCAGUUUUGACUUCAUAGAGGAACUACGUGAGCUGAUUUUUUCUAGUUCUACCAGCUAAAAAUCUUCGCUGCUAAGGCUUUAAAUACAUUAUUCUUAAAUGCUUAGGCCACGAAUCAAACCCGGUGUUCACUUAGGCGAUAGUAAUUCUUAAGCAUAAUGGAAAAGUGCACCCGAGCUCGCCAGUUACCCAAUAAAAGCUUUGAAGAAGCCAGAUUUUAAUUAAUCUGUCUUCCAAAGUUUCCAGUUUGA
Dendroctonus ponderosae (mountain pine beetle) is the source of this 1135-nucleotide messenger RNA. RefSeq names its product pyrimidodiazepine synthase. The record is from RefSeq and is a predicted model, not a curated record. Gene Ontology annotation, cellular component: cytoplasm. Gene Ontology annotation, molecular function: glutathione dehydrogenase (ascorbate) activity; glutathione transferase activity. NCBI's taxonomy places the organism in Eukaryota, Metazoa, Arthropoda, Insecta, Coleoptera, Curculionidae. Gene Ontology annotation, biological process: glutathione metabolic process.